Molecule: messenger RNA, 3006 nt
Organism: Chrysoperla carnea
Lineage: Eukaryota; Metazoa; Arthropoda; Insecta; Neuroptera; Chrysopidae
Gene: Oatp74D
Product: solute carrier organic anion transporter family member 74D
Exons: 3
Coding region: 354-2735 (793 amino acids)
Biological process (GO): transmembrane transport; sodium-independent organic anion transport
Cellular component (GO): membrane
Molecular function (GO): protein binding
Source: RefSeq, a predicted model, not a curated record
AACCAUACGUUGAAAAAAUUUUUUUUUUUGUUGGAUUAUAAACCACUGGAAAAAAUUUCGUUUCUAUGUUUUCAAAGGAAUGUGCACAGUGUAGUGAAAAUUUAGGUCCACAAUUCGGUACAAUUAUCUAUGAUGGACUUGUUAAAAAUUUUACAAAUGUCUAUGUAGUGUCAAUUUUUGUUUUAAUAGUUGUGAUUAUGUUUACGAAAUUUUUAUAGAAAAAAAAAUUUUCGCUUUCGUUGCCAAGAUAACGAGGCACGGCCUACAUUGACGUUAGUAAUAAAAUCAAAUUUGAAAAAAAAAAAGAAUUAAAUUACUAGAAAAAUUUUGUGCAAAAAAUAAUUCAGUGCACGAUGAACGGGAAUAAAAUGGAUACGAAAAAUUCGGAAAUUGGACCGUGGACGCCAUUUACAGCCGAAGAAAAGAAUAAUACAUCGUUAAUAAAAAAUAACAAUGAUACAACGUCGUUAACACGUCAUCGAACCACAACUGGUGAUUCGAAAACUCCAAAUAAUUAUGGAGAGCGAAUUAUCACCGAAGAACAGAUAUCCUUAACCAGUAUAUGCGCGGAUGAUUUGAAUAAUUGUCGAAAACCGGAUCCAGACGGUACAUCACCUGAUUGGCCAGUUGAUUCCAAAGAACUUCAAUUAGAAGAUGAUUCUGAUACCAUAUGCGGUUUGGGUCCAUUCCGACCUGAAUGGUUACAAGUUUUUGCAUCGAAACAAGCAUUUUUGGUUGUAUUUUGUAUCACUUGGGUCUUACAAGGAAUGUAUUAUACAUAUUUCGUAAGUGUUAUCACCACUAUCGAGAAACUGUUCCAAAUUCAAUCGAAAACAACUGGUUUAAUUAUGAGUGCCACGGAAAUUGGACAAAUUGGUUCGUCGUUGUUACUCACAUAUUACGGUGGACAUGGGCAUCGUCCCAAAUGGAUUGCAUGGGGAAUGGUUUUAUUCGCCUUCUCAACUUUCACAUGUUCACUACCUCAUUUUAUCUACAAGAAACAAUUAAUUCACGCCAAUGAUAUUUUAUUUAGUGGGGUUGCAUCCACGGUUCCUAGUCCAUAUUCAAACGUAACAAACACAUCUGAUUCAAAAGCUCCAAAUAUAUGUCGACCAAAUAAUCCACAAUCGUUUAAUCAAACCGAUAUUUACUUUACGCAUCCGUAUUUAAACGAUACGUUACGUAAUAUUCCACAAAAUCGUCAAAAUUGUGAAGAUGAUUUCUUAACAGAACAUCAAAUUCAAUCGAAAGUGACUACAAUUGUUCUGGCCAUCUUUUUUAUAUCGUUGUUAGGCGUUGGAAUGGGUCAAACAGCCGUAUACACUUUGGGGAUACCGUAUAUUGACGAUAAUGUGGCUAGCAGAGAAUCACCGUUAUAUUUUGCGAUUACAAUCGGAGUAAGAAUAUUGGGUCCAGCACUUGGAUUUAUGUUAGGAUCGCUGUGUACUCGAUUAUAUGCGGAUUUAUCAAUUGAUCCUCAAAUUAGUCAAACUGAUCCAAGAUGGGUUGGCGCGUGGUGGUUAGGAUUAGUCCUAGUUUCUGGUUUAUUGAUGUUAGCAUCAAUUGCGAUGUUUUCAUUUCCAAAACGAUUAAAAAAGAAACGAAUUGGACAAGUUGAAUCGAUGGCACCAAGAAUUAUCCACAAAGUUCAAGAUCAGGUAAAUAGGAAUCCUAGUCUACGAGAUUUCCCCAAAGCUAUCAAACGAUUGCUCAAAAACGAUAUUCUAAUGUUUCGAACAGCGAGUAGUGUACUUCAUAUUCUUCCAAUUGCGGGAAUUUACACAUUUUUACCAAAAUACUUAGAAUCUCAAUUUCGUUUACCCGCACACACAGCGAAUUUAAUAUCUGGCGUUGGUGGAAUUUUGGUUAUGGGUGUUGGAAUUGUUAUCAGCGGUUUUUAUAUUCUACGAAGAAAACCGAAUGCACGAUUUGUGGCUGCUUGGAUUGCUUUUACAGCGGUUACAUACGCAAUCGGUAUGGGUAUAUUAAUGUUUAUUGGUUGUCCCAUGGAUGAUUUUGCGGGACUGCAACGGGAUGGGGGUGUGACAAUAUUUGAACCAACAUGUGAACCAAAUUGUGCGUGUGAUCGUGAAAAAUUUAGUCCGAUUUGUGGUGAAGAUAAUAAAACAUAUUUCUCGGCAUGCCAUGCUGGAUGUCGGAAUAUUACGUUUGUCGAUGGUAAAAUAACGGAAUUCUUCGACUGUUUAUGUAUGGCGAAUGCAACGGAACAUCAUAGUUUUGAUACUAAUCAUGGAACUUCCACAACGUAUUUCGGAGCUGCGAAAAUUGGUUAUUGCGAUUUUGAGUGUAGUAAUUUUUGGAUAUAUAUAAUUCUGUUCUCGUUUUUCGUUUUUAUACAUUCGACAAGUGAAGUUGGUAGUAUUUUAUUGAUAUUACGAUGUGUGGAUCCGCGUGACAAAGCAAUGGCCUUAGGUUUAAUACAAUUUGCUAUUGGAUUAUUUGGAAAUGUACCAUGUCCGAUUAUUUAUGGUGCUGUGGUUGAUUCAGCGUGCUUAGUGUGGGAAAUGGCGUGUGGCGAAAAAGGUGCAUGUUGGCUCUAUGAUGCUGAUAUAUUCCGAAUGUUUUAUCACGGUAUAACUGGUGCUCUAUUACUAUGCGCAUUUUUCGUAGACAUUAUUGUUUGGUACAAGGCAGGCAGUGUAAAUUUUGCACAUGAUGAAGAUCAAAAUGAUCGCGAUUCACAACGAUCAAAUAAUGUCGAUCGUAAUGUUUGACAGUCAAAAUCGUCCUCAACGAUUGAAGAUCAACAAAUUUCGAUUAAUUAGCAUUCGUGUGAGUGCAAUGCCUUGCAAAAUAUAUAACAAUAUUUUAUAUCCAAUGCAAAACGAAUUAUCUCGAAGAGUUCGUAGCAAGCAAGAUAUGUAGCGAUUUCUAAAAUACUAUUUACUUCCCCAAAAAUCAUAUUUUUGGAUAAUUUUUUAUAUAAAAAAAACACAAAAUUUCUAGUACAAAAACAAAUUUUUUAUAUGAAUCUCCAAAUAAAUU